CAUUUCAAUAGCGUGUCGCGCGAGGAGGAUGUUGAUAGUGCGAGAAACAUGGCGCAGCUGACAUUGACAGCUGAUCAUUCCUUGGAAAAUUCCGUUUCCCUCGACAAAAUCUUGUCGGCUUUUGACGGCCCUCUGAACGAAGAGCAAGCAUGGGCUGUGUGCUACCAGUGUGCCCAGUUUCUGAAAUUGUCAUGGCCUGAAAGAAAUGCUGACAGAGGAUGUACCCUCGAUGGAGCCGAGGCGGUCCGAGUACACAAGGAUGGUUCCGUGACGGUGACCGUACACGAGUGGGACUCGCUAUGGGAGAACGACGACGAAAACACGGCAGAUUUCACUGAUGAGAUAUUCCACACAGAAGCAGAGAUGGUGAAUGCACUUGGCCGCAUCGUCUACCACGCCCUUGACUACGGUUGCCAUGAGGAAGAAGAGCGGGUACUCAGUGAACCUCUGGAAGAGCUUAUUGACCAGAUGACCAACACGGGAGAGGAGGGACAAGACAAGGAGGAGGUAGAGGAAGAUCGGAAAAGCCAAGGAAGUGCUAACACUGAUGAAGGCAUUGUUGAUGGACAUGAGUCAGAUGACCUGGAUGAUGAGAACAGCAAACCUGGAAGGAUAUCAACCUUUGAAGAUGUCUUACAGUUUUGUAGUGGACAUUUACUAGAGCCAGAGGGAGCCCCGACACAUUAUCAAGCAGUAUGCAGAGCUCUGCUGGCUGAAGUCAACGAUCUCACAUCGUUCCUUCGAGUCAUUGCAUCCAGUAAAAAGAGUUUACAAAGACUUCAUGCUGAACACGGUGAGGAAGAAGAGGCUCAUCUUGAAGAUAUUCAACCCAAGCAAUGGGCCAGGAUAUGGAUGCAAGUUCUGCAACAGCUGCGGCAAGGAGUCAAGCUUAAAGAGAUCAGCGAUGCCUCCUAUCGCAAUCGCAUCCCCAUCGAGUAUGAACUCACUCCUUACGAGAUCUUGAUGGAUGAUAUACGAUCACACAAGUACACCCUCAGAGAAGUCCUGGUGAAUGGUGACUUACCCCCUAGGGUGAAGAAGGAGGCCCAUGAUGUCAUUCUGGACUUCAUCCGGUCCAGACCACCCCUCAAACCAGUUCCCCAAAAUGUUCCACAUCCUCUGAGGACAGAGACUUUAUAUGAGAGGUUACUGAGAGACAUUCGCUCCAGGCCUCCACUGGCUCCUGCAUCCAGUAGAGUCCUCCCAGACCGGAAGGCCAAACCUAAGAAGAAAAAGAAGUCGUCCAAAGCUCGGCCUAGGAUACGUCACCAAAGUACCAGUGAAGGCAGCUGCGCCUCCAGUGUAGACUCAGAGGAUCUAGAAAUAUUUGACACAUCACCAGAGCUCCCUAGAAAAGUGUUACGAGCAGAAAUUACCUUGGAUUGGUCAGAUGAGGAUGAUGUAACUGAAUCGGAUGCCAGCCGGCUAACCGUUACACCACGCAAUGACGACUCGGAUCUAACACCUCAACCUCAGAGAGAUCAAUUGAAACCUUUCCGACGACUGGAAACACUUAACGCUCCCAGCUUUGACACCUUGCUGUCUCCUGACUCCUCAGUAACGCCCAUCAAUGACAGUGACAUCGCUAGAGACAGCGACAUCGAUGAAAAACAGGAAGAGGCUGAAGAUGACCAGAUGCCUAAACAAGAGAGUCCAAGACGACACAGUAUAGCCAUCUGUCAAACACUCCCACAAUUCUCCAGUCAUCCAGAGAGGUAUAUACCACCGGAAUGUCUAGCCUUGACCGUUGACGAGGUGAUCCAUAUCCGGAGUGUCCUAGUGAAAGCGGAAAUCGAGAACCUGAGAGUCAACCCAAAGCUACACAACGGUGUGCUCAGAGAAAAGAUUUGUUUCUCGUGCAAGAAGAAGUUUGCUCUUUUCAAGCGUAAGAGUAGAUGCAAGCUUUGCAAAAGGCUCAUCUGCUCUAUUUGCACAAAGAAGAUGUAUCUACCCCGAGGUCAUUUCCUGCAGAUACCCAUCGAGUCACUAAGUCCUACCAGUCCUAAGAAAAGUCCAGCGUUUGGUGAACACUCCUCACAAAUGUUCAAAAGCCAUUCGGAACCCCCUACACCCUCUGUAACCCCAGAAGGUUCUCCUAGGCUUUGGAGGCGAGAGAGACAAACCAACCUCCCCAAGGAGCAGCUAGACACGGUCUGUUGCGAGUGCAAAGACUUCUUGAAGGAAGCCGUGCGUGCCAGCCAGCAAGCUAGCCGCAUCAAUGGAACCAGUCACCAGGGGUCCGACUUCAAGCUCAACUCACCCCCACGGCUACCUAAACAGUGUAGCCACGAUAGCCAGCAUAGUGAGCACAGCACACAGAGCGAUAGAAGCACACACAGUAACAGAAGCACACAUAGCGACAGAAGCCCUGAAAAACAGAGACGCCACAGCAGUGGCAAAAACAGCCAUGCAGACAAUACAUGAGACAUUGUCUCCUUUUUCUUUUCUUAAUGUGACUCUUACGUAGUUCUGCUCAUUUUCACUUUGCCUACUUCAUUUGAAUUACAGUGUCUGUUGAUCAACCUGUUUGCAUAAAUGCAAAUAGGUUCUCCUGUAGUCUACUUCUGUGCACCUGUUGUCUCAGUGUAGGUCUUGCCCAUUGGAAAUACACAAGGACACGCUGACAUUAGAUGUACACUGUACAUGUCGUAUAGGGAGCCUGAUUUAGCCAUUGUCUAAUUAUGUGCAUGGAUUCCCAUGAAGUGAGUACAAGAUCAUAUUUUGGGUAAUACUGUUUAGUUCACACACAAAAAGAGGAAACAGUUCUUUUUUUGGAUAUGUUGCCCAGUUUGGCAUGAAUAUGGACAAUGAUUAUGUUUGCGUGAAAAAUGUUGAGGCUCCUGUUGAAUACACAGUGCAAGAUUCUCUCAAAGGCCUUUCAUUCAAAGGUUGCUCUGGUAACUUGUGACUCCUUUGUUCAUGAGAGAUGUUUCUCUCGAGUACUCAGUCAUUUUUUUUUUAUUGAAGAUCAAAUUGUCAUAUGUCCAGAGGUUGAAAAAAUUCCAUGUUGAUUGCGACAGCAAACAUGUCAAAUAUGAAGCAUAAGACAGAGACAGCAGGUGGAUAUGGAUAAAGGCUUCACUUUCGUUCAGUAAUGCAUGGGUAAGUGGGUGGGGCAAGUGAUAAGCUGUGCCAUGUAUUUGCUGUGUACAAACCAAAGUGUUGUAUGGGACAGAAACACUUGACUACACCUGUUAUAGGCGGCAUUCAACGUGUCGGCCAUUAACAAUACAGUAGUGGAUUUUUUCUACCGAUGCUGGAUGGAGGAAAUGAAGGCUCUUUUCACAGAUAUUAGCCAACAUACUGAUCAUUUUUUUUUGUUCCACCUGACGAAAUAUCCCUCAAAAGUCCCAAGGUUAUAGACGAACUGAGAAGGGAGUGUAUUAAGUGAAGGUCGGUUGUGCUAUGCAUUGCAACAAGAAGCAGAAUAUCCAUCCAGAUGUUGAAGUUAAGUUAAUCAAGAAACAGAGAUUCUGUCAUUGUCUUGACCUGACAACAUAUCCUCGCAGUGUUCCUGGGUUAAUAAUGAAAUGAAAUGAGAAGACAUAGUCUAUGGAAAUAAAGAUUGGUUGUGCUAUGCAUUGCAACAAGAAGCAGAAUAUCCAUCCCGACACUGAAGUUAAUCGAAAACCAGAGAUUCUGUCAUUUGUUGUUUGAAUCCAGGGAGCUCAAUGCAUUGACCAAACUAGGGGGUGGUCCAGUUACCAGUUCGGCUCUAUCUGAACGUCUGGUCACGUGGGUGAAAACGGUCUCAUCUGUGGAGACACCAAAUUUCCUGUCCUGGGACGAUGAAUGUCGCAGUCAUUGGUUGUACAGUAUUGCAAAGUUGUAAUAAGUGCUUGAAGCUAUCUCAGUAUGUGUUGACCUUCACACCUUGGACGCUUACAUCAAACCCUGGACUGCAGGUCAUUGUGCCCCCCCACCCCCACAAAAACUCCUGAAUGAUUCCCCAAGAAGUGUUUACACAAGGAUCCAUUAUCAUGGUUCAUCUGGCUGCUCGUCUGAUCUUUGUAUACAUAAUUUUGUCAAUAAUGUUUAUCAUUCCACGGUAGAAGCAUUUUUUAGUCUCUGAACAUAAAUACUCAUGAUCCACCUUUGCCAUGAUCAAAUAGAUGUAGAAUUGCAUAGGCCUUUGUAAGUUGAAUUUCUGAAUUUAUUAUCUGUCUUCCAAGAGUUAUUGUAUUAGUUAAACCUCAAAAUUCCUUUCUUUUCCAACUGCAAGCAAGUUAAUGUGUGCUGUUGUGUCGCUGAAUUGUCCAUUUCCAAACAAAUGCAGUGUAACAUUUUAACUUGGCCAAGGAUGUAAAAACGACAAACAUGUAUAAUUGUAUAGAUCGUGUAUUUGGUAUAGGAUUGGACGCUCGUAGGAGUGUAACUAUCCAAAGUCAUUCGACAGGCAGCGCUUCGUUUUGCAGUUGACUAAGCUAGUCUUAGUACAAUGUAGUAUUUAGGAUCGCCUGGCAGGCCCCUGGUGUUACGGAGUACAACAUAAUAUAAGAAUGUGUCAGGAUGAGUGCCGGAAAAGAAGUUUAGUAAAGUCAAAAAUGCCAAGCCAGUUUGUCUCAUUUUGAAAUACUUGUACAAAAUUCUCGAGAAUGAGCUCAUAUGUAUAAACUUUGUCUGUUUAUUCGUAGAGUGUUUAGUACCGAUAAAUCUAUUUGGUGGUUGCCACAGGGGAGCAGGGCAUUGAAAUUCUAACUGCACAGCAUGCAUGAUCAUUCUGUUUGGUUUCAGACAUGGCUGAGCACGAGACAAAGUCCCGUACAGAAAGUACAUCGUCCAUGAAGAGUUCAUUGAAAAAUGUGCCCAUUUAGGCAUUUGCACUACACUAAACAACAACAACAAAAUGCACUUCAUCAUCCCAAAUAAUGAGCUCAGUGUCCGUAGAUUUGUUUUCUUUGUCGUGUAAACCUUGUCCAACAAAAAUACAGGGAACAUGAAAUACUUCAAAAACAAGCUAAGAUUUUUCUGUACUCGGACUUCUUUAUUAGAAACUGGCAAGGUCAACUCUGUAUUACUGUUGUUAAUGUUACGUAUGCUGUUAGUUUUAUUAUUGUUUUGUUUUUAUUCCUCUGUGAUAAAAGGCUGUAAACUAAAUCAUUGACGAGAAGUAAUUUUAUAAAGUUGAAAAGUCACCGGCAGUGUGCACAUGAAUAAAUAAUUAUGCAACAUUGCUGCAGAACUAAGGAAUACCCUGUAUUGGAUUUGGAAGUGUGGAUUAACUUAAACCCCUCGGGACUAUCGAAAUUAUGUAUAUAUGCUUGUUGAUUCAGAAUGGUUAGGGUUAAUUAAUUUGCUGGAACUGUAGAAGAUGUAAAAACACGAUACAGACGUCAUUCCCUCGA
Molecule: messenger RNA, 5345 nt
Organism: Acanthaster planci (crown-of-thorns starfish)
Lineage: Eukaryota; Metazoa; Echinodermata; Asteroidea; Valvatida; Acanthasteridae
Product: protein spire homolog 1-like
Biological process (GO): intracellular transport; actin nucleation; cleavage furrow formation
Cellular component (GO): cytoplasmic vesicle membrane; cell cortex
Molecular function (GO): actin binding; microtubule binding
Source: RefSeq, a predicted model, not a curated record